Molecule: messenger RNA, 2121 nt
Organism: Alnus glutinosa
Lineage: Eukaryota; Viridiplantae; Streptophyta; Magnoliopsida; Fagales; Betulaceae
Product: protein IQ-DOMAIN 17-like
Exons: 6
Coding region: 28-1908 (626 amino acids)
Molecular function (GO): protein binding
Source: RefSeq, a predicted model, not a curated record
AACAGACUAGAGAGACAAGAUACGAGGAUGGCGAUAUCGAAACAAUGGUUCAGUUCGGUCCGAAGAAAGUUUCACAGAUCGUCUCACACCAUUCUUCCCGCUACCAAAACAAGCACAAGAAGUUCCAGUGAAGAAACAGCAAGUUUUGAGGAAGAUAUUGCAGCUUCACCAACACCAUCAUCAUUCCUAAAGAAGGAUUCAACCAAAGGAGAUACUGCAGCCACUAAAAUCCAAGCAUUUUUUAGAGGCCAUCUUGGAAGACUGGCAUUUCGAGGUCCUAAGAGCGUGGUAACAACCUCUAGAAAAAAACGAUUGGGGAAGUCCCAGAGUUGCUUCAGAAUAGUUCGAAGAAAGUCCCGCAAACCAUCUCGUACCACCACCAAUCGAUCAGGCAGUUCCAUUGAAGAAGCAAAUGUUAGAAAAGAAACCACCAUCUCUGAAGACCCCACUGUUGCAGCUUCAUCUUUUCUAACCACCAUUUCUGAAGACCCCACUGUUGCAGCUUCAUCUUUUCUAACCACCAUCUCUGAAGACCCCACUGUCGCAGCUUCAUCUUUUCUAACCACCAUCUCUGAAGACCCCACUGUUGCAGCUUCAUCUUUUCUAACCACCAUCUCUGAAGACCCCACUGUUGCAGCUUCAUCUUUUCUAACCACCAUCUCUGAAGACCCCACUGUUGCAGCUUCAUCAACGCUGUCAUCCCAGAAGACAGAAAUGACCAGAGAAGAUAUGGCAGCGGUAAAGAUCCAAGCAUUUUUCAGGGGCCAUCUUGCAAGAAAAACUUUUCGAGCAGGUGAUAAGAGCAUUUCAACAAACUCCAAAAAGAAAAGAACGGGAAUGUCCCGAAAUUGCUUUAAAAUAGUCUUUCGCAGAACAUCUCGUAGAGACAUUCUCUCUCCCGAUGGCCACAUUCCAAGCAAUUCCACUGAAGAAGCAAUUGCUAAAGAAGAAAGCAAUGAACAAACAGCUUCAUCAGCGAGAAAUGAAGAAGUGACCAAAGAAACAAUCAGCUUUCUAAACGCCAAUGGUGAGGCUUCAUCAUCAACACUGUCAUCCGAGAAGAAAGACUUAACCAUAGAAGAUACUGCAGCCAUCAAGAUCCAGGCAUCUUUCAGGGGCCAUCUUGUAAGACAGACAUUUCGAGCACGUGAGACGAUUGCAACGAGCUCCAAAAAGAAAAGAAAGGGAAUGCCCCCAAAUUGCUUCAGCAUUGUCCAAAGAAGGUUUCGUAGAAGAUCUCCUAAAGCUACUCGAAGCAGCUCCACCGAAGAAGCAAUUGUUAAAGAAGAAACCAUCAAGGUCGAAGACGGCAAUGGUGCAGCUUCAUCAACACCAUCAUCACAAAAGGAAGAAUUAACCAAAGAAGAUGUUGCAGCCGUCAAGAUCCAAGCAAUUUUCAGGGGCCAUCGUGCAAGACGAGCAUUUGGGUCACUUAAGAACCUGGUAUCAAGCUCUAGAAAGAAGGAAAACAGACAGAGAACAGUGAGAGUGUCCCGGAAUCUAUUCGCCAUAGUCCGAAGAAAGUUCAGGAAGGCACCACAUAGAGAUAUCAUCUUCCCCCACAACAACCCUUGUGCGAGAAUUUCCACUGAUGAAGCAACUGUAACAGAGGAGACAAUCAACUUCGAAGACGCCAAUGAUACAACUCCAUCUACACUGUCAUCCCCGACGAAAGAAUAUUUAACCAAAGAAGGUAUUGCAGCCAUCAAGAUCCAAGCAUUUUUCAGGGGACAUCUUGCAAGACGGGCUUAUAGAGCGCUUAAGAGUCUGGUGAAGCUACAAGCAGUGGCUCGUGGGGUGUGUGUAAGGAGACAGGCACGUAUAGCCCUGCAUUGCAUGCACGCGCUCGCACGAUUGCAGGUCCGGGUUCGUGCACGACAACUACUUAAUGGUGACGAGUUGUUGUGAUGAUCGACGCACCGCAUCAUCAGGAUUAUAAUCUAUUUUAAGUUAAAAUAGAGAAAAUCAUAUUCCGCAUAUUGACGAGUUUUACAAAGCAUCCCUAUGUGUGCCUUUAUAUUUUUUUUUGGACUGUGUAACGUAAACCUUGCAUUUUGAAAAGCCUCCGCCAUUUGUACUCUUAUUUUUCACAAAUCAUUAAUUAUUGAUACCUUCUACUUA